Messenger RNA from Pelagomonas calceolata, 1832 nucleotides. The record is from the annotation of a GenBank genome assembly. NCBI's taxonomy places the organism in Eukaryota, Pelagophyceae, Pelagomonadales, Pelagomonadaceae.
UAGAGAUGGCGCUUAGCAACCCACUACGAGAGUGGCGUAGUUAGAAGGGCUAGAGGUUUCUCCCUCUAUAUAGGCACCUGUAUGCAUGCAAGCACGCAGGAACAUGUUCGAAGAUCGACGCCAUCGACACGACCCAUGCACAAAAAAAUGAGGAGAUAACUCGGCUGCCCAGAAGCAUGGCGUGGCGCCGAUGCGCAGCCGCCCUCGCCCUCAUCUGCAGUAGCGCACACCAGGCGCCACAGCGGGAGCCGCCGGAGCUGCUACUCGCGCUCGGCAUCACGUGCGCGCCCGACAACCAAGCGUACCGCGACGCUGCGCGGUUGCACGUCGCGCCGGUGGCCGGGAAAGAACACGUCGCGCUGCGCUUCGUUCUCGGCGCGGAGGCCACGCGCGCGCCCGCGAUCCGGCAGGAGAACGCGACGCGCGGCGACCUGCUCGGCGUCGCGUGUCCCGAGGGCGGCGGUCCUUUCAAGCAGGCGGUAUUGGCGUGCAAGGUGCGCGCGUGGUAUUCCGCCGCUUUAAGAGAUCUACCCCCGGCGCUCUGGUACGGUAAGCUCGAGGACGACCACUGGGUGGCAAUUGGAAGCCUCGCGUUCGACCUCCGGAACCUCGCAGGGCGCGCGCGCGCCGAAUACGUUGCGUACGGGUCCCUCGCUUGGCUCCAGUACGACGCAGUCCGCUUUUGGAACCGCACGUUCGACGUCGCCACGCCGGCGCUCGUCGCGCGGUUCGGGAGCGUGGAAAUGAUUCAAACCAAGCACUUCUGGAAGCGCAUGGACGGGGGCUGCUACCGCGGACCGAACCUGGCAUUUCCUCAUGGUAGGUUGCUGAACGCAUCGUACCUCGGUGCCUUGGAAAUCCACUUUUCCAAGAAAAACUGUAUUUACCAAAGAAGCAUUGAGGCUGCCCCCACAAUCUUUCCAUUCCUGGUGUCGGGCGAGAUUUUAUCUGCUCCUCUCGCAAAAGCAGUCGCUGCGUGCAGAUAUGCGACAGAUUUUGUAAAACGCCACGUCGAGGCGGUCGCAGCUGCGCCCGUGCUGGCGACGCGUGAGGCCCUGCGCCACAAGGCGGCCUUUGCGCCCGGUGGCGACGCGCUGUCGGGCCAUUUCUGGCGACGGUGCCUCGCGCCGGGCGCGCGCCUCUUGCUGGCGGUCCUGCCGUUUCGUAGGGCCCAUAACGGGCCACUAAGCACCAGCCGGAACAGCGCACCACCAACGACCGAGAGCAUCCUCAUCCACCCGCUGAAGUUCCACAGCGCCGCAGCACGAGCGUGGUUCGAACGCGCUGCAGUGGUCUCCACUGGCCGCGUGACGACGCCGCGGCCACCACUGCUGUUCGAGUACCGCUCGCCGCGCGACGGGAGCCCAGCGACGCUGCGGCACGCGUCUCCACGCGCUGCGCUUGCGAACGUCCGACAGAUCGUCCACGAGGACUCGCUGAACACCGUCGUACAGCGCCGCCAAGCAAUUGCAGCUGCCGUCCGGUUUGCCCUGCGGUUGCCGGACGCAGUACCCGACGUCGAGAGAGAAUUCCUUGCGUCGAUGGUCGAUGGCGGCGGCGACAGCGACGGUGAUGCCACCGCCGACAUUGGCUCGUUUUUGCGGCGCUUCGAGGCCGAGGCGGUGGCUUCUCGGGAGCCGGAUCCGCCUUUCUCGUUUUCGCGGAGCAGCACUGGCGCGAUCCCUCUUCGCGACUUGCGCCCUCCCCCGCCCGACUCAGAGUGGCUAGCCUUCAUGGCGCCGGACCGUCCCGGAUCGCCGCCGCCUGCGUGGUGGUCUCGUGCGCCGCCCAUGUGGUGAGGCCUGUUCUAACACUUUUUUGUCGCACUUGAA